AUGCUUGGCAGCUACCGCAGCAGUAGCAGUAGUGACAUUGAAGGAGGAGGGAGCAGAGGAUCCGGCUCGGGUUAUAGAUCGCGGAUCGCGACUCUGUUGUUCUCGAUGCUGAGGAGGAACAAGAACCUUAGGUUUGAAGAAGCAAAAGAUAUUAGAGGAAGAGUUUGCGAAUGUCCAGCUGUGGAUGAUAUUCAAAUGAAGAUGUAA
Molecule: messenger RNA, 207 nt
Organism: Linum trigynum
Lineage: Eukaryota; Viridiplantae; Streptophyta; Magnoliopsida; Malpighiales; Linaceae
Source: the annotation of a GenBank genome assembly